Sarcophilus harrisii (Tasmanian devil) is the source of this 1446-nucleotide messenger RNA. RefSeq names its product protein eyes shut homolog. The coding region runs from base 44 to 1342 and encodes 432 amino acids. NCBI's taxonomy places the organism in Eukaryota, Metazoa, Chordata, Mammalia, Dasyuromorphia, Dasyuridae. Gene Ontology annotation, molecular function: calcium ion binding. The transcript has 2 exons. The record is from RefSeq and is a predicted model, not a curated record.
AUCUAUAAGUGAUCCAUCUUUCAGAAGUAAUGAAUCAUCCUGGAUGUCAUUCGCUCCCUUUCAUAUUCGACAAAAGAUGUAUAUUCAGUUACAGUUUCAGCCUGUUUCUACAGAUGGCAUCCUGUUUUAUACAGCACAGUACCUUAACAGUCGGUCAGGUGAUUUUAUAUGUCUGUCACUGGCUAACGGUUCUGUUCAGCUACGUUACAACCUUGGGGACCAAACAAUAAUUUUACAGUCCUUACAAAAAGUGCACACCAGAAGUUUUUGGCAUGUGAUUAAGGCAGGAAGAGUUGGUAACGAGGGUUACUUGGAGCUGGAUGGAAUCAAUGUAACUAAAAAAGCCACUUCUGGCAUGAAAGCCCUGGACACAAGUACAGACUUUUACAUCGGAGGAGUAUCAUCAUUAAGCCUUGUCAACCCUUUGGCCAUAGAGAAUGAACCUAUUGGGUUUGAUGGUUGUGUUCGAGAAAUUCUUAUAAAUAAUAGGGAAUUAAAAUUAACUGAGACAGGUGCUAAAAGUGGUUCCAAUGUAGGUGAUUGUGAUGGAACUCUCUGUGGGUAUAAGGUGUGUAAGAAUAGAGGAAAAUGUGUAGCACAAGACUCCAACUUCUCUUGCAAAUGCUCACCACACUGGAUGGGAAAGAGAUGUGAAGAAUCAAUAUACUGUAGGAAUAAUAUGUGUCUUCAUCAGUCUCACUGUAUACCUGUUCAGCCUGCUUCUUAUAUUUGUAUAUGUCCAUUGGGUUGGGUGGGUAGGUACUGUGAGAAUGAAACCUCAUUUCUUACAGCAAAAUUUGUUGGUAACUCUUAUAUUAAGUACAUUGAUCCAAAUUAUAAAAAAAGAGACCUCCAGUUUACCACCGUAUCUCUUAAUUUUAGCACAACUGAAACAGAAGGCUUAAUUUUAUGGAUGGGAAAAGCUGAACAUGAAGAAAAUGACUUCCUGGCCAUUGGUUUCCACAAUCAAACUCUCAACGUGAUAGUUAACUUGGGAGAAUCAAUCUCUGUGCCCUUAAUAAACAGCAGUGCUCUCUUAUGUUAUAAACAAUGGCAUCAUGUAAGGGUAGUGCAAAACCAGACUUUUAUCAAAGUCUACUUUGAUGGUGAUCUAAUUAUCUUUGAAGAUAUUGAUCCAACAAAAAGUUACACUGCUUUAAAUUAUGAUGGUGUCAGCUAUUUGGGAGGUUUUGAAUUUGGUCGGGGAGUAAAGAUGGUUACUCAAGGACUUUUUAAUCAAGAUUUUAUUGGCAAAAUUAAAGAUGUGGUAUUUUUUCAAGAUCCCCAAAAAACUGAACUAAUUAAAUCAGAGGGAUACAACAUCCAUAAUGGAGAUGAAUAAGACUAAUUGUUAUCUGUAGCUAAAAUAAACCUAAACAUUAGGUUGUUAGUUAUCUUGACUAGGUUACUUAUAAUGGAUAUGUACUUCACUGAUAGUUUUUUUUU